Molecule: messenger RNA, 1347 nt
Organism: Monosiga brevicollis MX1
Lineage: Eukaryota; Choanoflagellata; Craspedida; Salpingoecidae
Exons: 2
Coding region: 1-1347 (448 amino acids)
Cellular component (GO): nucleus
Molecular function (GO): DNA binding
Source: RefSeq, a predicted model, not a curated record
AUGACUUCCAUUGAAAUUCAGCAGUAUUUAGAGGUUGAUGGCCUUCGUCAAUUGACGCGUCAACAACUUGGCAGCCUGGUCAACCCUCUUACGAGCGCCAGUGCCCGAAGGGGGCGCCCCAAUCGAUCCGACGGGCUUCUGAAGCUGUACGGUAUCACCAGAGCCGAUCUUGUGGCUGCGCAACGGCGGAGACAGCGAGGCAUCCAACCUCAUGACGGCAGGCGGAUUCUUCUGGCGCAUGAGCGUGUAGCUUUGACAAACUGGCUAGAGACCUGCAGUGAGAAGCGUGCGUGUAAGAGCCGUGGCAUGAUCGUGGAGGUUGUGUGCGAGCUUCUUGAGAUUCGUCGCAGUGCCCGAGAGGACGCACUCAAUACGAAUAGCGAAUUGCUUGAUCGGAUUCCCACACUCAGCUCUGCUGAGCUUGCUCUUCUUGCUCGUCAUCAAGAGGCCGAAAGCUCGGACAACCCCAUGAGCCAGGCGCGUUUGAGCAAUGACUGGUUUCGAGGAUUGGAGUCCGACUCGAACAUUUAUCUUACCACCGCGGUGACUCAGAAUCCAGCAAGAGUAACAGCCGCAACAGCUGAGGCUUGUACACGACAUUUUUCGAGUCUUGACGAGCUCUUGGCAGACCUUGACUUCGUUCAUCGCUCAGGGCGUCAUGCUGGCAUGAUCAAAACCAACUGCAUUACGCGCUUGGAGCGAGCUGUUAGACACAUGAAGAACCAACCCUCACACGUUGAACCUGAGGAUACAGCAGUGACGCCUCCGCAAAGCCCGGCAAGCGCGCCAUCUGGUUCAAGCACUCCGAGGUCAAACACAACGCCGCAGCCACUGGUAUGGGUUUGGGACGCCAAUUGGAGUCUUGAUGAAGGCCGGGCGCACUUCGAUCGUCUGGCUGCGAGUUUUUCGCGCCUUGAAGAGCGUCAUCAAGAUAUGAUUCGCUCAACGCCGCGUCAGCGCCGCCUACUCGAUCGCAUCACGCCUCAAGAGCGGUCACGACGGCGACGUGCCUCCAUUUUUGGGCCAAUGUCAUCGGGGCCAAGCGCCGCAGAUCUCGAAGGGCGUGAGCGGCGCCGUGUUCAUCUUCAUGCGUCGAGGGAACGACGAGCAACAAGAGUGGCAAAUGAAGCUGAUCUACGUGCUGCUUUAAACGUACAACGCAUCACGAUUGCCAACCUGAAAAGUUUCUGUCGAUCGCACUGCCUCGGCACGACUGGCAGCCGUGCCGAGCUUCGCACGCACAAGGACACAACUCGAUCUCCCACAGCCCCCAGCCACUCCCUCAUCGCCAGGCAGGCCAGUUGGGGAGGUAUUCGAGCCUUUGGCAACCUCUUUGGCGCAGAUUGA